AACUACCGUAGAUCGGACAGUCAGCGCCACCGUCCUUCCGCCACCUUCUUGCAUCCGUUCAUCAACAAAAUUAAUCCCCUCAUCCACACGUAGACCGAGGGAGGGACCGGUCAAUCCAUGGAUCAGGGCUCGAUGGAGGCCACCAACGGCCAUCUCAUCCCGCCGGAGAAGGUCAUCAUCGACACGGAUCCCGGCAUCGACGACAGCGUGGCGAUUAUGAUGGCGUUCGAAGCUCCCGGCGUCCACGUCGUCGGCCUCACCACCAUCUUCGGCAACUGUACCACCUCCUACGCCACUCGCAACGCCCUCAUACUGUGCGAGAGAGCAGGCCGUUCUGACGUGCCGGUAGCAGAGGGCAGCGCUGAGCCUCUCAAGGGAGGGAAGCCACACGUCGCUGACUUCGUUCAUGGAUCGGAUGGCCUUGGUAACACAUCCCUUCCUGACCCUAUCACCAAUAAAGUUGAGCAAUCGGCUGCAGAGUUUCUGGUUAAUAAGGUAUCAGAGUCUCCAGGGGAGGUCUCUGUGCUUGCCUUGGGCCCUCUCACCAACGUCGCAUUGGCCAUGAAGAGGGACUCCUCCUUUGCAAGCAAGGUUAAGAGGAUUGUUGUGCUGGGUGGAGCUUUCUUUGCAGCUGGGAAUGCCACCCCUUCAGCUGAAGCAAAUAUCCAUAGCGACCCAGAAGCAGCUGACAUAGUUUUCACUUGUGGGGCAGAUAUCUACGUUGUUGGCCUCAACAUAACAACUCAAGUCUACUUCACAGACAAGGAUAUGUUGGAGCUAAAGAACUCAAAAGGGAAGCACGCACAAUUUCUAUGUGACAUCUGCAAAUUCUACAGAGACUGGCAUGUCCACUCUUACGGAGUCGAUGCUCUUUUCCUGCAUGAUCCUGUGAGCUUCACUGCGCUAGUUCACCCCGAGUACUUCACGUUCAAGAAGGGCGUGGUGAGGGUUGAGACCCAGGGCAUCUGCACUGGCCAUACUUCCAUGGACCUGGGACUGAAGAAGUGGAAUUCAGACAACCCGUGGACUGGUUACUCACCGAUUUCGGUUGCUUGGACUGUUGAUGUUCCUAAGGUUCUUGCAUAUGUCAAGGAGCUCCUCUUCACUGCACAAUGACCAAGUGCAUCGUCUAGAUCAAUGUCAUUAUGUCAUCCCGGCAUUGACUCUCUUUGAACUUUGAUGUGUGUCAGAAUUGACAUGCAGAGAUCUCUUGGCAUUAUGAUGUACUGCAGAAAUCGUGUCGAUCAUUUAUUCGGAUGAAUUGCAAAUUAUUGGGAAAUAUUUAGCACG
Oryza brachyantha (malo sina) is the source of this 1290-nucleotide messenger RNA. RefSeq names its product probable uridine nucleosidase 2. The coding region runs from base 118 to 1116 and encodes 332 amino acids. Gene Ontology annotation, molecular function: purine nucleosidase activity. The transcript is spliced from 9 exons. NCBI's taxonomy places the organism in Eukaryota, Viridiplantae, Streptophyta, Magnoliopsida, Poales, Poaceae. The record is from RefSeq and is a predicted model, not a curated record. Gene Ontology annotation, cellular component: cytosol. Gene Ontology annotation, biological process: purine nucleoside catabolic process.